AUGGCUGGCGAAACCGAUGAGGAGGUUGAGCGACGACCGGAGAGCGCCGAGCAAAAUCAUACCGAGCAGUACGGCAUCGUCGAUCCGGAUCGCAUCAUCAAGAAUCCGCUGCAAUUCCAAUGGACGCUCGGGUAUCAGGAACCGGAUAAGAACAUGUGGGAAGACGAGAAGAAUUUCCGCGGCAGCCGGUGGGUGAUCAACGUGCUCCGGCAGCAGCGCCACGAAUUGGACAAACAUUGGCUGGAUAUGACAUUGUGGCUGAUCGGCAAGGUUGUCGAUAAUCCUGAAGAAAUUUGCGGUGCCGUCGUGAACAUUCGCCAGAAGAUGGAUAAAAUUGCGAUUUGGACCUCCACCGUCAUGAACCGGGACGCGCCGAUGCCGGAGAAAGCUGUAAGUCGAUUUCUUGCCAUAUUCGAACCAUAA
This is a messenger RNA of Uranotaenia lowii, 423 nucleotides long. Its product is annotated as eukaryotic translation initiation factor 4E-like. The transcript has a single exon. Bases 1 to 423 code for a protein of 140 amino acids. Gene Ontology annotation, molecular function: translation initiation factor activity; RNA 7-methylguanosine cap binding. Gene Ontology annotation, cellular component: eukaryotic translation initiation factor 4F complex. The record is from RefSeq and is a predicted model, not a curated record. Gene Ontology annotation, biological process: translational initiation. Lineage: Eukaryota; Metazoa; Arthropoda; Insecta; Diptera; Culicidae.